UUGUGUCGUGUCGUUCAUCUGAUUGAAAUUGAAUAGAAUUAACGCCGACGAGAGUGUGUGAAGAAGUGAUUUGCUUUGUGAUGAUGAACAGCAACCGUUUUGAUUGAACGGCCAAAGCGACCGCGCGCACACAUUUUGUGAAUGAGUAAAGUAAAUGUUGGAUGCGAUCUGUUUAUUUUCGAUGCGUUGCGAUGUGAUGUAUGGCAACAGCCGCAGCAUUAGCAAUCGUGAAGCGCGCAACAAAGUUUGCAAAAAAAAUAAUUGAAACAAAAACAAACCAAAAUUUGUAUAAACAAAAUAAUUUUGUGAAAAUUACAAACUGUGAAGCAACUUGUGAAUUUAUAAUAAAUGAGUUUCUUGCAAAAAAAGUGAACUACAAGUGAAUGACAAGUCUGCAUAAUUAUUUUGUUGGCGUGAAAAAAAGUUUUAUAAGAAAUCGGUGAAAAAGUGAUUAUUUAUGCGCAACGCAAACGGCGAAAAUCGAUUUUCAGAACAAAACAUAAAAUAUGUAUGUAUGUAUGUAUGAAACAAAAAAUAUAUAUAGCUACAUAUAGAGCAGUAACAAAACCGUAUAAAUAAAACUUAAAUUAAUGCGCGCAGAAAAAGCCAGCGCAGCAGUAAAAAGCUGUGAACAGCAGUGAACAGUGAAAAAGUUUCCAGCGCUGCAGCGCAACAAAUUUAUCGAUAAACUAUUUGAAAAAUGUGCUACACUUGCAAACAAGUGCUUAAAAACUGUAUUAUAAUAAACUGAAUACUGAUAUAUAUCACAAAAGCUAUAAGCAAAACAAAAACCGAAGGUAAAAUGGAUAUGACAAAAGACAUUAUUGACUACACACAAAAACACACCGAAACGGCCGAUCGCUUAAUUGCCGACUAUCAAUCGCCACUAUCCGAGAUCAGUGAGAACGGAGCAAACACACGCGCAUGCGCCGCAGCCUCAUUUCAGAUUGGCAGCAAUAUAGUCGAAGCUAAAAUCACAACAACAACCAACGCCUAUAACGAGGUGCCGGAACAAACACCGGUCAACACAGCACACGCCGCGCAGCAACUCGAGCAGCACACAUCAACACAAGCAGACGCUAUGGAGCAGCAGCCGGCUGCUGAAACGGCGAAUAGCAUGUCGCUUGACAAAACCAGUGAAACAAAUGCUAUUGCAGCCGCCAAGACUGUAGGCGCAGUGGUGAGUGGUGAUAUAACGCCACCACCACGCCCCUUCACUACCAGCGAAGUGGUUGGCUUGAGUUCGGCACUUGAUGAUGAUCCCGACUUGCACGUUGACGUGCAGCUACCCAAAUCUCGUUCCCUACCCACAUCGCCCGAUCAUCACCGACGCAGCUUGGACUCAGCUUCAGCAGAGAUAUUGACGCGCAUGAAUGCUGCGCUGUUUGGAUUCGAGCAGCGGCGCGGUCUGGAUGGAGCGAUUCAUAUGCCAAUGCGCAUAUCGAAGUUGACGAAGCAGUCAACACCGUUAGCGGCACGUAAGUCCAUUUCGCCGCUCGGCUUGAAGUCGAAGAAGCAAUUGGCCGCAGCCGCUGCGGUGGCAACAAAUUCACAGCAACAGCAGUUCUGCUUGCGCUGGAACAACUAUCAAACCAAUUUGACAAAUGUCUUCGAUGAGCUGCUGCAGAAUGAGUCCUUUGUAGAUGUAACGCUCGCCUGCGAAGGUCAGUCCAUCAAGGCGCACAAGAUGGUGCUAUCCGCUUGCUCGCCAUACUUCCAAGCGCUCUUCUACGAUAAUCCUUGUCAACAUCCCAUAAUUAUAAUGCGCGAUGUGAGAUGGGAAGAGCUGAAGGCCAUAAUGGAGUUCAUGUAUAAAGGUGAGAUCAAUGUCAGUCAAGAGCAGAUAAAUCCUUUGCUGAAAGUCGCCGAAAUGUUGAAGAUACGCGGUUUGGCGGAGGUGAGCGCCGGCAGUGGUCAUGGUAUGGCCGCACCACAUCCUAUGAUGCCCGAACAGCGCAUGACCAUUUUCGAUGAGGAGGAGGAUGCCGAAAGCGAUGAUGAUACAGAAAGUGGCGAAGAUGGUUGCCAAAAGCCAAAACGCGCACGCAUGCUGGAUCCUACAAUGGGCAAGGUUUUUCCACAUGCUGCCGCCCUUGAUCUAAAUUUGGCUGCACAGCGUCAACGCAAGCGUUCGCGAGAUGGUCUAUUCACCGAUAGCAAUUUGUCACGUUUCGGUGCCAAUGCUUCAAUGCAGCCAACAACCGAGUCAGCGGAGCCCAAUACGCAAACAACCAACGCUACCAUUGACGAAACAAGUGGCGCUGAUGCCAGUACUACCCCACAACAACCACCCGUUGCCGUGACCACAUCCACCAUUGUACGCAAUCCUUUCGCUUCGCCAAACCCCAACACUACCAACAACGCCGCAGCAAAUGCCAAUCUAAGCAACUCACAGUCCGCCAUUGCAACAGCUUCAGCACCAACGGCUGCCAGCUCAUCAACACCAACGCUUUGCAGCUCAACACCGAGUGCACCAGACACACCCACAUCACUUGCCACCGGUCACUCAUAUCGUCCACCAUCUAUGCCGUCGGCUAGCAGUCUCAAAGGUGCAAUGUCUUCACCAGCCGCAGCCGCAGCCGCAGCAGCAGCAGCUACUGCAAGCGGCAUGCCCUUGAAUGUACAUUCCAAUCCCGUCGCCGCCGCCGCCGCAGCAGCUGCUUUGGGCGUGAAUCCACAUCAUCCGCAUCACCCGCAUCAUCAUCAUCAUGCCGCAGCUGCGGCCCAACAGUUGGCCGCCCAACAUCAGUUGCAUGCAGCGGCGCACUCACACGCGGCUAUGGCUUCUGCCCUGGGCGCUUCUCUGGCUGCUGGUGCUGGCGCAGGCGCCGCUGGCGCAGGAACCGCUGGGGCUGCAAAUAUUUCAUCCGCGGUGGGACAUCAUGAUGAGCUGGAGAUCAAACCAGAAAUCGCUGAGAUGAUUCGCGAGGAAGAAAGGGCUAAAAUGAUUGAAAGUGGACAUCCUUGGAUGGGCGCAGCGUCGACCUCUUCCGUAACCGCAGACAGCUACCAGUAUCAGUUGCAAUCGAUGUGGCAAAAAUGUUGGAAUACAAAUCAGCAAAAUCUUGUGCAACAAUUGCGGUUUCGUGAACGCGGUCCCCUAAAGUCGUGGCGUCCUGAGGCAAUGGCCGAGGCCAUAUUCAGCGUAUUGAAAGAGGGUCUCUCGCUAUCGCAAGCAGCACGCAAAUAUGAUAUUCCCUACCCCACUUUCGUUUUAUAUGCAAAUCGCGUACAUAAUAUGUUGGGACCCUCACUGGAUGGCGGCACCGAUCCACGCCCGAAAGCACGCGGACGCCCACAACGCAUUUUGCUCGGCAUGUGGCCCGAGGAGCUCAUACGUUCGGUUAUCAAAGCGGUUGUAUUCAGAGAUUAUCGUGAAAUUAAAGAGGAUCUGGCACAUGUGUACGCCAAUGGACAAAUGCAAGCGGGCUCCCCUUUCGGCGCCGCUGGUAAUGCAGCAGUAGCAGCCGCUGCCGCCAACGGUUAUCAUAACGCCGCCAAGUUGGCCGUACAGAAUGCCGCACUCGCGCCGCCCGACUCGCCCAGCCCACUUUCCACGAUGACCGAAACACUGCGCCGCCAAAUUAUGUCACAACAACAGCAAUCGCCCAUUUCACAAACAAUGAACAUGUACAAAUCGCCAGCUUAUCUACAACGUUCGGAAAUCGAAGAUCAAGUAUCGGCGGCGAAUGCCAAACAACACGCCGACGCACGACGCACCUCCGACAGCAUGCCCGAUCUGAGCGCGCUCGGCGGCCUAAUGGGUAUACCCGGUUUGAAUGUGAUGCCAGCGCAAGCGGCCACGCGCGCCAGUCAAAUGCAUCAGAGCGGCGCCGGCUAUGCCAGAGAGCGUGAGCGCGAACGUGAACGCGAGAGAGAACGCGAACGUGAACGUGAACUAAAGGAGGCCAUGCAAGCGCGCCAAUAUGGCAAUCAAUCGCGCGGCUCCAUUGGCGCAUCCAGUGCCAGUAGCCAAAAGAUGCCGGCCACAGCGACUGCGGCGGCCGAUUCGGCGGCAGCAGCUUACGCGCACUACAAGAACAAAGAGCACGCCACCAAUUACGCGUUCAAUAAACGUUUCGCCGAAACGCUACCGCCCGGCAUCGAUUUCGAAGCAAUCGCCAAUGGUUUGCUGCAGAAAUCGGUGAAUAAGAGUCCGCGCUUCGAAGACUUCUUCCCCAGUGAAUUCUUUGGCAAUGCUGAAAGUGCAGCCGGCGCUGGCGCCGCCUAUCCGCCCACGCGCGAAUCGCCGCUCAUGAAGAUAAAGUUGGAGCAUCAAGCUAGCGCCGAAGUGCCGCAUGAGGAUUGAGCUGUGCGGAAGUGAGCGCGCGGAUGCAUCGAAGCGUCCGAGGAGUGAAAGCGUUAGCGUGCAGGUGUGUAGUAUCCCAGGGCAGGGUAAGGCAAUAAUAUAAUUUAGUAGUUGUAUGCCAUAUAGUAUAUGCACAUACAUAUAUUAAAAAAAGCACACACUUAUAUACAUAUAUGAUAUAAAUAUUUAUGGAUAUUUUGAGGAAGUAGGAAUUCUUUAAGAAUACAAUGUUUUGACUGCUAUUUAACCCCAACGUAUAUAGGUUAGUUCGUAGGUUUUAGGUAUACCAAAUUACAUACACACGUAUACAUGUCUAUAUUAUAUGCAAAAAUUAGCUGAUAAGUCUAAGUAUAUAUCAUAGUUGCUUUAUGCGAAUAAGUAAGCCUUAUUUUAAGUUCUCGCUUAGUCGUAGGCUAGUGUUGAAGCUAUAAGCGAGCGGGUUGCUGUCUAGCGCAGCUAAGUAUGCUAAGAAAAUAUGUAGGAUUUGUAGUUAACAGUUUUUCUUUAAGUUGUAUGUUGACUACGGUUAAAGAGACAAACAGUUUCCAGUGACUUUGAAUAAAAUGAGCAAGUAGUAGAGAGUAGCAGCAGCUUAGCGACCAGCUAAUGCUAAUUUCUGAAUUUUUGUUUGAUUUAUUUCCUUACUUGCAUAGGAUCUCGUUGUAAUACACAUGUAUACAUAAGCUCGUUGUAAAUUUAUUUAUUCGCUUGGCGGCAUUUCUCCUUCAAAUGUGCGAUUUGUAUUAAUAAAGCAGAAAUACAUAAAAAUAAUUAAUUAAAAAAAAUUAUUAUGCAUUAGAAAUAUAUGUAAUUAAAAUAAUAAUAAUAAGGGAAAAGUAUGUAUUUAUAAAACAAAGUUUUCGCAAAUAAUAGACUUGAGCAUUUUUAAAUGUACGAAUAGGUGUCUAAGUGUCAGCAGUGUAUUUAAUAGCUAAGAAUUUAGUGUGUAUGUAUGUGUUAAAAAUAUUUUUAAAAAAUUUGACACUAAAAUAAAUUUAGUAAGUGAAAUAAUUAAAAGAAAAUAAGAAAAAAUUUUGAAAACAAAUAAGUAUAUUAAAAAUAAUAUGAAAAAUAAUUGAUUUGAAACAAAAAAAUUAAAAAAUUUUUUAUUAAAGAGGAAAAAAUUACACAGAAGUAUAAAUAUAUUUUAUCCAACUUCCAUUUUGCAAAUGCCUUUUUUUGAAUAAUAAAAUAAAUUAAAAUAAAAUGGAAUAAAAACAUGCUUUUAGUUAAGCCAAGUUUGCUAAGUUUUACUUGGCUGCUUCUAAAAUGAUUAUUUAAUUGUAAAUAAUGUACAAAUUAAGAUAAAAACUGUAAAAAAUAUACUAAAAGUAAGCUAAAAAGGUAAAUUUACUACAAAUUAUAUAAUCUUGCAAGCAAGUGCAGUGCUCUUCAGUAGUUAUGGGUCCAAACACACAAAUGCAUUUUGCAUACUCAUGCAUAACUUGCAAAAAAAAUUGCUUGUGUUUCCUCACACACACACACACAUACACAUACGCGUUUGCAAUAACUAUAAAAAUUCCAGAUGGAAAAGUGUAAUGGGAAAAUUAAAAAUAUUUGAUGAAGAUUUAUUUUUGCUUCGCUAUUAUUGUGUUUAUUUUAAGUACAUAUAGAAACACAUGCACAUACAUGCAUAUGCAUAAAUAAUUAAUUAAAUAUGUGUAACUACUUUACAUUGUAUUUACCAGUUAUAUAGGCAUAAAGUAAGCUGUAAUGCAUAUUGUAGAAUUAUAUACAACAAACAUAAGGGCAUACAUACAUACAUACAGUGUAAUCCAAUGAUAAUUACUGUAAUAUGAUGGAUAUGGAGGAAUAAGUCAACAAAACGUGUAUGCGCUGAUGCAAUGACGUGAAUAAAUAUUUUUAGUUAAUCGUGAAUAUAAAAUAAAUUAA
Messenger RNA from Bactrocera neohumeralis, 6202 nucleotides. It is a transcript of the gene bab2, whose product is annotated as protein bric-a-brac 2. Gene Ontology annotation, cellular component: nucleus. The record is from RefSeq and is a predicted model, not a curated record. NCBI's taxonomy places the organism in Eukaryota, Metazoa, Arthropoda, Insecta, Diptera, Tephritidae. The coding region runs from base 803 to 4309 and encodes 1168 amino acids. The transcript is spliced from 5 exons. Gene Ontology annotation, biological process: regulation of transcription by RNA polymerase II. Gene Ontology annotation, molecular function: protein binding; DNA binding.